UCUGCUCCAAUCGCCAAAAAGAAGACAACCCAUUCACUCCGACGACGACACGCAGUACCAUUUGCAAUCCAUCGAACACAUCUCCGCCGCCGCCGCCGCCGUCCGCCGCCGCCGCCGCUCCUGCACCAUGCUCCGGCUCCGAGAGUGCGUCUUUUCCCGUCUCCUCUCUCCUUACUCCAUCUCUGCUACCUCCCCGCUGCUUCGCCUCCUCUCCGCAUCCGCAUUCCCGAAUCCCAGUGGCUUCGCUGUCGAGGAGUACCUCGUCGCCACCUGCGGCCUCACCCGGGCCCAAGCCAUCAAGGCCUCCCCGAAGCUCGCCCACCUCAAGACCCCCGACAAGCCGAACGCCGUCCUCGCCUUCCUCUCCGGCCUCGGCCUCUCCGGCGCCGACGUCGCCGCCGUCGUCGCCAAAGACCCGCGGCUACUCUUCGCCAAAGUGGACAAAACCCUGGCCCCUAAGGCCGUCAGGCUCGCCGGCAUAGGUCUCUCGCGUCCUGAGAUCGCCCGCCUCGUCUCCCUCGGCCCCGAGUGCUUCCGCUCCAGACACAUCGUCUCCAAGCUGCACUACUACCAUCCCCUCUUCGGCUCCUUCCACAACUUCCUCCGGGCGUACGAGCGCUCCUCCUAUCUUCUCUCGCGGGACCUUGAUACGACGAUCAAGCCCAAUGUCGCGCUUCUGCACGAGUGCGGGCUAGCUGCUUGUGAUAUUGUCAAGCUGGUCAUGUAUAGGCGGGGGAUCCUGACCACCAACCCGGGGCGCCUCCGGGCGAUGGUGGCAUGCGCCGAAGGUAUAGGCGUUCCCCGUGCCUCUGGGAUGUUCAGACAAGCACUGUGCGCUGUCGCAUUCCAAAGCGAGGACAAGAUUGCCGCCAAAGUGGACUACUUGAAGACCACGCUCAGGUGGUCUGCUGCUGAGGUGGGCAUCGCUGUGUCUAAGGCUCCGAUGCUGCUGAGGAGGUCAAAGGACACGCUGCAGAGCAAGUCCGAGUUCCUGGUAUCUGAGGUGGGGUUGGAACCAACGCUCAUUGCUCAUCGCCCGAUAGUUCUCACUUACAGCCUGGAGGGCCGGCUCAGGCCCCGGCACUACGUUCUAAAGUUUGUCAAGGCAAGUGGGUUGCUAGAUCGUGAUCACAGCUACAUCUGCGCGGUCGGUUUGACGGAGAAUGUUUUCGUGAAGAAGUUUGUGCGCCCUCAAAUCGAAGCUGCGCCGCACCUUGCUGAAGACUAUGCGGCUGCUUGCCGAGGAGAAGUACCCACUAGGUUCAUAUUUGAUUGAACCAGGAUCCUGCUGUUAAGAUGUGUAACUGUGUAUGGCACAGCAAAGUUUACAUUCUGUGCGGUAAACGGGUUAGUCCCCUUCCUGUGUUGUUCGCCAAAACAGACGCUUGUUAUCCUCUCUAAAAUGGCAGUUCAGUCUUCAAUAAUUAGAUUAUGAUUUUUUGUAUGCUUAUUAUGCCUUUUGGUUUCUUUCACCUUAUUCUUAAAUCUUAAUGAUGGAUUAUCUCUGUUCCCAAGUCCUGUAGGCUGUAGAUGGCCUUACUUUCGCUGGGGUUUUUUCUUCCAAAUUUGAUAAUGUAACCUGCUAAAGCAUGACCAGCAGAUUAGUCUAAACCAUUAACAUCUGUCUUAAUUGUGGAAUUAAGCCAGUGAAGAUGGCAUGAAUCGGUCUUGUCAGGGUCUACCAUUUAGUGCUUGCAUAUGUGAUAUUACAGCUGUUCACAAAACUGCAUCUAUCUUUUCGCAACAAAACUGUCGAUGAACUGUAGAUUCAGAAAAUCAAUUUGCCAAGUUCAAAACUAUCUGCCUUGUGUGACUCAAAUCAAAGUUGUUCGAUAUCAUGAAAUAAGCAACAUGCUUUUUGUCAAACCAUAUUCUAAAUUUGCAAUUUGCAAACUGGAUUUUUGUUUCUCAGGCUCUGUCUUUUCAAUUUUCAUCAGGACUUAAUGCCAGUUCUCCACUCAGCGCAAUGUCCCUCUGAUAUAUAUGAAUCUACUUUUCAUUGAUGCAACUGAUGUACCACACAAGGACAAAUACUUUAGUUGUGUACUAGAGGAAAAACAUGGUUCUUCCAUCCUGUGACUGAGUGAUUGUAUUCAGAGAACUGCAAAUAUUUUCUUAUGAUUGCCUUGAAUAUUAAUAGUAUACUUCAAUUCCACGCGCCUAAAAAUAAUUAAGUUGACCAAACUGGUUCUUUUGUAAGUUUGUAACCCAGGCAACUAAUUCUGGAACAGAGGAAGUUAGGACUUCAGUAUGAGAUAGUUACCACAUUUAAUGGAAGAUGAAAGAAAAAACAAAUAAUAGCUCAGUUUUUUUUUGUUCUACUAAUAUGCAGUGAUAUUAUGUAAGGUCUCGCCAGAUCAAUACUCUUUGCUGUCUAAUCAAGAUUCAACUGGUGGAGCUGUCGAAUCCAUGCCUCUGCACACACCUGCUGGACAAUUUUCCAGGUAUAAACACAGUCUCAGUGUGCCAUCAUGUUUCUUAUGCCCUGCACCUCCAAGUAGUAUUUUCAUUACCGACUUCAUGUUAUCAAAUAGUGCCAACAAUAGCCAGGGAUCAACUUGUCUGUAAGGCCCUGUUUCACACUCUAGACUCGCAAGAACACUUCACUGGUAUUUUUUAUAUUUAUGGCCUCUAUCACACAGAGAGACCCUUCCCUGGACCCUGUGCAAGCGGGAGCUACAUGCACCAGGUUGCCCUUUUUAUCACACAGAGAUCUUCCUUAUACACUGCAUUAUCUAUUAUUCUAGAUGCUACUGUCUUCUCUUUCUUGCUGUGAGGUGACCCCAUUGCUAUUGGCGAUUGUAUCUCAAUGACUCCAUCUGGUGACUGGUGCCCAAGUUGAUGACAAAUGCAUCGGGUUCUGGGGGACAAGGAGCCACCUUCUGUCACCCUGGGAUUGGGAGAGCACGCUGAGGAGGUUGGGUUUGCAGUGUGGGAAGAAGCCAAGCAUGAUGGCGACGGGUAGUAGUUCAUGAUUCAUCUGGGUCACCCCCUCGGUGGUGAGCCAGAGCAGUGUCUGACAAAACAAAGUGUGUGCCUGUACCGGUAAAAAGCCGAACUCCUUGUCAGCCUGGAUGACAUGGCUGAAUGGUCUCAUCUAAUUAUAUUUUUCUAAAUCAUGGCUCAACGAAUUAUGUGUUGUCAGUUCCAUUUUUUCCCAUGUUGAAAUUUUAAGAGUAACUUGGGAAGUAUCGGUGUUCAGUGAUGGGCCAUCUUCAGAUACUGGUCAUUGCUUGAUUUCGUUGGUGAACUUCUGCACUUGCUUCUCUUUUCCUCAUCACUUUGUGUCAUUACUUAAUUUCAUGCCUUGCAGUUAGCUUCCAUAGCUGCAGAAUUACAGAAAGUUCCAUCCAAUAGUUUGCAAACUGCUGGAAACAAUAUCAUGUGGAUGAGAAUCCAAAACCGCACAUGGAGGAAAUGUGAACCACAACUGGACUGAAUAAACGAGGUCAGGAUGGAACCUUUGUCGGCGCAAGGUGGUUUUCUGCAUCAUCAUCAGGGAUACUAAGUAUCAAGUCAGAAAUGGAAGACCAUGGAUUUUGGUGUAUGCCGCCAAGGAACUGUCCGAGAUCGGAUGGCUAUCUUCACUACAGAAAGGAAACAAUAACUUGUAGUCUUGUUUGUGUUGGGCACGCUGAUUAUUACAUGUUGAUACGCUCAUUUGCCAAGCUUGCAGAAGUUGAUAUUAGGGUUAUUCAUGCUAGUGUGCUAAAACUUGAGAGGAGACUUGUGUGGAUACAAGAAAGAACAGGCAGAAGCUUCAAGCUUGGAUGCCUUGCAGAAUCUACCUAGCUAAGCAAAUGAUGCGCAAAGACAUGUUUCAGGCUGCAGUUUUUGAUGGACUGCCAAUUUGCCAAGUCAGUAAACUGGUGAUGGGUUAUCGUUCUAUUGUCGAGAAAAGAGAUUAUGUUUGUAGUUGGGGUCUCAUGAUCCUGAACCAAAAGGGUCCAAAACAGUGGACUCUCUUGCAAGAUCUUGCUGACAAAGUGACCAGGAACACCAAACUGUAUCUCUACUUGUACCAACGAUUCCCACGGAGAUGCCCGUAGUCCGUAGAUCCUAGUUCUCUUUGGUGGCAAGCUUUGCCAAAAAAUUACUUCCGUAGUCAUUGUCUGCGAGAUUUAUCAGCUCCAUUUUAAGAAAUGGCCAAGGCCACUAUGCAUUUUAGUUGACAAGUUAUCGCCCUUUCUUUUUUAUGGAGUAUCCACCUCACCGUUUUGUAUGUAGGAGUAUGCUGUUGUACCAGAGUUUUUCACCUAAUGUCUAUGUUGGUUGUUUCUUAGGUUAUUGAUUUGUUUUGUACUACUGGAUUUAGCUAGGAAAACUAAUGUAUUAAGGUAUACCUCAAGUUGUAUUGGUUCUUCCAUAAAAAAAAGGUGUAUUGGUUCUAUUGUACAU
Messenger RNA from Triticum aestivum (bread wheat), 4398 nucleotides. RefSeq lists its product as uncharacterized. Gene Ontology annotation, biological process: regulation of DNA-templated transcription. The record is from RefSeq and is a predicted model, not a curated record. The coding region runs from base 128 to 1276 and encodes 382 amino acids. NCBI's taxonomy places the organism in Eukaryota, Viridiplantae, Streptophyta, Magnoliopsida, Poales, Poaceae. Gene Ontology annotation, molecular function: double-stranded DNA binding. The transcript has 2 exons.